GUGAUUUUAAGAAGUCAUCGGUCUGACCUCGACCAUUAUCCAUGUGUAGCGUAGACUGAAUUUGUGCUGACUGCAAUUAUCCACAAUCAUGAAGCUCAAAGCCAGAACAUCUCUAGCUGUACUGGGACGGAUUGUACAUCCAUCGAAGCCAUUCUCAAUCCAUGGAUUCCAUUCUCGACUUUUUACAAUCAAUAGUAGCUCCAAAACUCCAAGGGUUUCGGCGCCUCUAAGAAUCUUGUUCUGUGGUUCUGAUGAGUUUAGUUGCGAAUCUCUUCGUUCCUUGGUGGCAGAGAAGAGGUCAGACCCAAAAGGAAUCGCUUCUAUUGAUGUUCUCGUUCGGCCAGGUAAAAAAACUGGAAGGGGCAUGAAAGAGAUUCGUGAAGUACCACUGAAGAAAUUGGCCAAAGAAUUGAAUCUCCGCAUACAUGAGAGAGAUACAUUCACCGGAUGGGAUCUACCAAAACCAAAUGGAGAACCAAUCAAUCUUGUCGUAGCAGUUUCGUUUGGCCUCUUCGUACCACCGCGCAUUCUAAACAGUGCUGAAUACGGCGGAAUUAAUGUUCAUCCUUCACUUCUACCACAAUAUCGAGGAUCUGCUCCACUCCACCAUACUAUCAUGAAUGGAGACACGAUUACUGGUGUCUCACUUCAAACUUUAGAUCCACACAAAUUUGAUCAUGGCGCCAUUCUCUCUCAAGAAGGUUUCCCCAUCCCACAAUCUCAAACGAUAAAGUAUCAAGGUCUGCUGGACUUGGUCACACCCAAGGCGGCGAGUUUGCUUGCAAAGGGUAUCAGAGAUCGAGUCUUCAUAAGCCCAGAACCAGACCAAGGACUCAAACUUGCACACAAGGUCAAACCAAUUGAUAGAUUCAUUGAUUUUGAGGAGGGAUUAUCCAUCAACGUUGAACGAAAGUUCCGAGCACUGGGACGACUUUGGUGCUAUACACGUACUUGGUGGUCUGGCAAGAACAAAAAAAGGACAAUGUUUGAAGAUUUUGAGGUUGUACCAAUGCCAAAGCAAACUGGCGUGAUUCCAGACCAGGUGCUUUUGACAUUACCAAAAUGGGAGUACUUCUGUACUCGGGUGUAUGAGGAUCCUACUCACCCAGGGUCUAUUAUCAUUCCCACGGUUGAACAAGGUGUAGGGCUUCGAGUUAAACAUAUCCUCGUAGAAGGUCAGGUGGUGGGCUCAGCCAUUGAUGCUAUGCAUAGAGUAUCAGCUUUCACCAAAAAUCCAGGCGAUGACAAGGAUUUGUUCAUAGCUGUAGCAUUGACAGAUACGUCGGAGGAUGGUAAACAAUUAGUUUUGCGUGAUGUUAAAGGCACCGAGUAUGCAGCGAGGCACCUGGUCAUCCCGAAGGUGCUCAGGAUCAACAGGGCGCGCCACAUUGACCCUACCCCCAAGAAUCCAAGCCCUCUGGAUUGAGAGAUGAUUAUCUAGAUGUAUAAUAGAAUAAUAAUCCAAGCAAGAAAUCCUGAAAUCAGAUGGUAUGUAGUGUAUCAUCUCCUGCUUCAGGAGUUGAAGGUAAUCAUUUGACCCGUGGAAGAUAGAUGGCAGGGUUGAAAUACCUUUGGAGCUUUGGAGAGACAGGGAAAUAUUUUCAUCUUUAUGGUAUUCGAGAAGUUGAAACCAUCAUGCAAACACAGAAUAGGCAUAUAGGUUGGAAAGCAUUCGGUCUAAAGAAUUAGGGAGGACUAACCCUAAAUAUUAGGUGUAGCUCAAAAACCAACCGACACAUUGCCGAGAGCAAGAAGAGUGAUUUAGACCUUGCCUGAUACUUCUUAGAAACAAGAAUUCUCGGUAUGCAGGGCUAGGGAGGAAUAAUCAUUACCCAUCUGUUAUAGUUAUAGUGAGGGGUGGAAAAUUCUCCUUUGCUGAAACCGAGGAAAAUUGUUUAAUCAAUAUCCAAUAAGCACUAGAGAGAUCA
Messenger RNA from Botrytis cinerea B05.10, 1928 nucleotides. RefSeq names its product Bcfmt1 (gene Bcfmt1). The record is from RefSeq and is a predicted model, not a curated record. Lineage: Eukaryota; Fungi; Ascomycota; Leotiomycetes; Helotiales; Sclerotiniaceae. Gene Ontology annotation, cellular component: mitochondrion. The coding region runs from base 89 to 1426 and encodes 445 amino acids. The transcript is spliced from 4 exons. Gene Ontology annotation, biological process: biosynthetic process; conversion of methionyl-tRNA to N-formyl-methionyl-tRNA. Gene Ontology annotation, molecular function: methionyl-tRNA formyltransferase activity.